AUGGGCAACAUCCUGAGAGGUGAUGUCCGCUCGCCGCCAUUGAUGGGCUCUUCAUCGUCGCGCGUUUCUCAUCUGCAAGAUCACGAGCAGAAACCAGUUGGCGACCACCUGAGAAGCGAGGUCCACUCGCCGCCGCCGUCGAUGGACUCUUCCUCGUGCCUUUCUUCUCUGCACGAUCAGGAGAAGGAUCGUGACGAAGGAGCCAGAGGUACUUCGUCUGCAGGAGUCCCCGUCGCGCCUGAUCGGAACACGAAGCAAGUUGGCGACCUUUCUCAAGAAAUCGUUCCUGCCCAACUGAAGCGAAAAUCCAUGGCCUCACUUACCGAUGCCGAAACCUUAAUUGUGGAGAAGAAAGCGAAGUGCCAAAGAACGCAGAAGGGAAAGAAAGAGGCCUCAGGAUGUGACACCGAGGAAGUUUCCACAGAGUUGACGCUGCUCUUCGACCCUUAUAAGAUCAAGAAGAGGCUUACGCAAAGCGAUCUCGGCCACCUGUCGAGGCUCUUGAUCGGGCGGGACUUUGUGAAGAGCCACUUUCUCCGGUGGAUGAACGAGGAGACAGUGAGGCAAGUCGAGAGCGGCAAGGGGGCCGACGUCAUCGUGAGGGACUUGGACACGUGCUCUGAGCAUCGACUGGUAUUUGUGUUUUGGGCGUCGUCUGGGUCGUACGUCCUCAAGGGGGGUUGGAUCAAGGAGUUCGUGAAACGGAGGGGCCUGGCAGCUGGCGAUGAGGUCGGGAUAUAUUGGGAGCCUAGUGCUAGCGAAUUCCACUUUAGCCUCCUCCACAGAGCGAAUCAGGCUUGA
Molecule: messenger RNA, 801 nt
Organism: Eucalyptus grandis
Lineage: Eukaryota; Viridiplantae; Streptophyta; Magnoliopsida; Myrtales; Myrtaceae
Exons: 1
Coding region: 1-801 (266 amino acids)
Molecular function (GO): DNA binding
Source: RefSeq, a predicted model, not a curated record